Racocetra persica is the source of this 646-nucleotide messenger RNA. The record is from the annotation of a GenBank genome assembly. NCBI's taxonomy places the organism in Eukaryota, Fungi, Glomeromycota, Glomeromycetes, Diversisporales, Gigasporaceae.
AAAACUAUGCUGCACAGACCAAUAUCAUUGUAAUUUUGGCGAAAACAACUAAAAAUAAAGAUGGUAGCGGCUAUAGACAAGCUUUUUUUGCUUGUGAAAAACAGAGGCAGUAUAAUAGUAAAAAAGAAGACGCAUAUACCACUAAGUGGACAAGUUGCCUGUUUGUUGUUGGGUUAAAUUAUCGCAAGCGUAUAAAAAAAUUCGUCAUAACAAAAUUAUGCUUAGAGCAUAAUCAUGAAAUUAAUCCAGAUUCUAGAAAGUUUAGCAGCAACAUACGUAAAUUUAGUCCGAAUAUACUAGACAUGAUUGGAGAGCUUCAUGAUAAUGGACUUCGAAUAAAAGACAUAUAUACAGUUUUAGCUUCUAUUAGCUCAAAGUAUAUACAUAAACAUGAUAUCUAUAAUACUAUUAGUCGUCAACGCCAACAAAAGUUGCAAGGGUUAAAUGAAAUCGAGUUGUUGCUCAAGACUUUGCAAAAUGAUGAAAACAUUAUGUCGAGCAUAGCAAUUCAAUCUGCAUAUAAUGACGAACAUGAUCAAGAUGGUUUGUUUAUGCGAGCAAUUUUCUGGGCUUACCGAAGUGCAGCCUUUGAGUUUGCAAUAGCUAAAGACGUAUUAAUUAUAGACGCGACAUACAAAACAAACAG